Messenger RNA from Monomorium pharaonis (pharaoh ant), 1935 nucleotides. Its product is annotated as cleft lip and palate transmembrane protein 1-like protein. Lineage: Eukaryota; Metazoa; Arthropoda; Insecta; Hymenoptera; Formicidae. The record is from RefSeq and is a predicted model, not a curated record. Bases 161 to 1786 code for a protein of 541 amino acids. The transcript is spliced from 8 exons. Gene Ontology annotation, cellular component: membrane; endomembrane system.
CACGCAUCUCCAUCAACAGCGCAGGAAACUAUCUCAUAACCAAACACAGGCCGAAUCGUCCCUCUAGAUAAACAGGGACGGGAGCUUUAACGAGAAGAAGUUCUCUGAUGCUCUCUGAUGCUCUCUGAUGCUCUCUGAUGCUUUCUUGUGAUACAUCGAGAUGCAGUGGCCUUCAUUAAGCGUUGUUCUCUGUGAAAUAUUUCUGGCGUAUAUCGUGUACUCGAUAUACAUUCUAUCGUUGCUGUUCGUGUCACCGGUUUGCGAGGAUGGACAGCCAUGCCUCCAGUCAUAUCUGACUGAACGGCCGCGGUUGGAUUUAUACAUGUACAGCUCUGUUAGAAGAAAUCCUACCAACAGAGACACCGAUCUCGUCUACUCGGCGCAAAGCUUUAAUUACGAUCAAAUGCAAACCAUUCCAGUAAUACUGACUGUACCACACAAGACACGGCAAAAUGGAACAUUGUUUUUACAUAUAUUAUUAAUACCUUCUUCUGUAAAACAGGACAGGACAUUUGUUGAUUUGCAAAAAGAUAUAUCUACUUCAUAUAUUGCUAUUAAAAUGACACAAUACAUAGUACCUGAAGUGGAAGCAUUCAAGUUGUUAGGCAACAAAAACCAUAAGGCAAAGAAAAUUGAUAGCGAGAUUGUCAUACAUCCAGUUUCACAUGUAAAAAGUCACGUAACUUUUACAAUAAUGACAGACAAUGUUACACUUCCUAUAUAUGGCAUGCCUGCCGAGCUCAUAAAUCAUAUCAAAAUAAUUGGUAAACGGGCAUUCUUGCCAAUUAUAAACUGUGAUUUCUUACAAACACGACAUCGAGAUCUUAAGAAGAUUACCCCACAAAAUUAUACAAUAAAUGUCACGAUAGAAUAUUCUCCUGUGUCUCUAGGAAAAUUAAGAUUGAUGUUGCACGUGCAAGCAACUAUGGAAAAUUUGAAGAAUCUCGGCUUCUCCGAUAAAGAUGUUGAUGAGGUAAAAGGCAUCUUUGCUGAUACAAAUGUCUACUUACUAGGUGGUACGUUCUUCAUCUCAGCUGUACACUUGGUGUUUGACUUCCUUGCUAUUAAAAAUGAUGUAAGCUUUUGGCGGAAAAAAAGUAAUCUUAUAGGUCUCAGCAAAUGGACUAUGAUAUGGCGUUCGUUCAGUCAAACUAUUAUUUUCCUUUACCUUUGCGAUCAAGGUUCUUCCUUACUUAUUCUCGUCCCGACAGGUAUCAGCACUGUUAUCGAGCUAUGGAAAUUUAAAAAAAUAUCGAGAGUGGAAUUAAUCAACAGUGGUAACAUUUUGCCAAGAAUACGAUUAAAAACCAAUGAUAUUGAUACAGCAGAAAUGAAAACUAGAGAGUUCGAUGCCGAGAGUAUGCGUUAUCUUAGUUAUUUGUUAUAUCCAUUAGUCAUCAUUGGUGCAACCUACUCGUUGCUUUAUCAGCCUCAUAAAAGUUGGUAUUCUUGGAGUAUAAAUUCCUUAGUAAAUGGAGUUUAUGCAUUUGGAUUUCUCUUUAUGCUGCCGCAAUUGUUUGUCAAUUAUAAAUUGAAAUCCGUGGCGCACCUACCGUGGAGAGCGUUCAUGUACAAAGCAUUUAAUACGUUCAUCGAUGAUGUGUUCGCUUUCAUAAUUACGAUGCCGACUGCUCACAGAAUAGCAUGUUUUAGAGACGACGCCGUUUUUCUAAUAUAUCUGUAUCAAAGAUGGUUAUAUCCAGUGGAUAAAUCACGUAUGGAUACCAAUACAAUUACAGAAGAAGCUGUUGAUUUCGGCAACGAUACAAAUAAAAAAACAAAUUAAUGAUUCCUAUUACAUACUGUUAUCGCUUAUCUUCGUUACUUAGAACUUCAAACUUUCAUAACAUUAUGUUAAAGCAUUAUAAUAUGCUAAUAAACAGUAUUUAUAUAACUAAUGUGCAAAUUUAACUAAUAUAUUCAAUUGUUACAAAA